Messenger RNA from Aspergillus lentulus, 1239 nucleotides. Lineage: Eukaryota; Fungi; Ascomycota; Eurotiomycetes; Eurotiales; Aspergillaceae. The record is from RefSeq and is a predicted model, not a curated record.
AUGUCGAAUUUACCGUCCCAUGCCUCUCCGUCUUUCGGGGCGCAAACGCCUACCACGCCACAGCCUGUCGACGAGCUUUCUCUGAACUCGAACAUCACAUCAGUCCCUGUAUUACACUCCAGAUUAGAUGAACUCCGAGAUGAGACUUCCAGUCAGAUCAGCAGCACCGACACUGACCGCGGGGACAUGACCCCCGCGGUUCCCGCAUCAUUACUCUCCCCCUCCUUCACCCCUCCAGCGACCCCCGGGGGCUCAAUCAAUACCGCAGAGCUGCUCCGACAGGCCCAAUUAGCCAGUGCACGGCAAGAGUCAACACAUACGAAGCCCCCGAGGCUGCUGUCUCGCCUUCCCAAUGUCGAGUGUGUCGUCCGCGCUCGGAUACCCACGACAACGGGCGCGGAGAUGUUUCUCCACCUGUAUCACAAUGAUUUGGACAACAAAGAGCAUUUAGCGAUUGUUUUUGGGAAUACCAUUCGAAGCAGAAGCUUGGACAAGGUCCGACCUGGGGAGACGGAGAUGGAUCGCAUGAUCCGCGGUGCGUAUAUAGGGAAACUCCGUCCGGGCCGUGUGAGCAGCUGGUAUGACGAGGAGAAAGCCGGGGAAGUUGCCAGCCCGGAAGCUGGCGGUGCUGUAUCCAGUCCGCACACACCGCCUCAGAGCAGCCUCAAGGAAGCACCUCUUGUGAGAAUCCAUUCGGAGUGCUACACCGGUGAGACGGCUUGGUCUGCACGCUGCGACUGUGGCGAGCAGCUCGACGAGGCAGCUCGACUCAUGUCGCUGCCCACGGAGACAUUGGCAGAGGCUGCGUCCCAGCAGGAUGUGGCCGUACCGUCAAAUGCUGCUGGGGGUGUGAUUGUGUACCUGCGCCAAGAAGGACGAGGCAUUGGUCUUGGCGAGAAACUGAAAGCGUACAAUCUUCAGGAUCUGGGAUCUGACACGGUGGAAGCCAAUCUCCUGCUUCGCCACCCUGCGGAUGCAAGAAGUUACGGAUUAGCUACGGCGAUCCUGGUGGAUCUUGGUCUAGGGGUUGACUCGAAUCCGCACGGCAUCAGGCUACUCACGAAUAACCCGGACAAGAUUCGAGCGGUUGAGGGACCUAACCGAGAAGUGGUGGUGAAGGAGAGGGUGCCGAUGGUCCCAUUGGCAUGGAGAUCGGGUGGAAAGAUGGGAAUCAAGAGUUCAGAGGUCGAAGGCUAUCUAAGAACGAAGAUAUCGAAAAUGGGCCAUUUGCUCCAAUGA